CAUCAAGGUGCCUCAGAAUUCAAUUAAUACCAUCAGCACUGAAGAUGAGAUCGGAUUUAUGCAAAAGUGCUUUUUGGUCCUGGGCAGGAAGAGCAGGAGCAUGGCAAGUGGUGAUCAUGCAAUAAAUAUGUUGAAUGAAGAAAUGGGUGACUAGAAACCUAGUCAAUAGUACUAGAGACUUCAUCAUGAAAAGGAGGAAGCCCAAAUUGAAGUGAGUUUAAAACUUCAUCUCCAAGAGAGGAUUGUGGCUCAGCCCUGAGUUGAGCACAAUGAAGAAGAACAGUCGGAAGUCUACCACAAGGAACAAUGGGCAAGGUGCCCUCUGCAUCCCGUACUCCCACAACCCAGGAGAGCUCCAAAACAUGCUGGAUGGAGGAGAGUAUGCCCCUUUCGUAUCUCCUCCCGUGCUGGAGAGCAAUUUUAUCCAGGUCAACCGAAGGGGCGAAUCCAUAUACCUCCAUAACCGAGCCAACUGGGUGACUGUAGGCAUCUGUUCUUCCAGUUCUGCACACAAGACCCCCAAUGUGAUGCUGCUGGCACAUCUGACACCCACCACCCCAAAAGACACAGAACUCCUGUUUACGAGUCUCCUGACAUCUUCUACAGAGAAGCUGGUGCUUACCAGGUUUCUCCCCCUGCAGUUUGUGACUCUUUCAGUGCACGAUGCCCAGAACAUGCGCCUCAAGCUGAAGCUGGUGAGCGGUCGAGCCUACUACCUACAGCUCUGCGCCCCUGCGUACAAACAGGACAACUUAUUUUCUCAAUGGAUGGACCUCAUCUCCCUCUUGAAUCAGGAGAAGGUCAAAGCUUCCAAAGUGUCCGAGGUCUCAAGCCUGUCAGGCAUCACGAAUAGCACAGAUAUCACGGGCUCCACGGACAUCAUGGACAUCACGGCAUUCACGGGUGUACAGGCCCCACACAUGUACAUGUACACAGACCCUGUCCACGUCAUGGGCAGCCUGGACUUCUCAGAAUUCACAGACAUCACUGACAUCACGGAUGUCACAGAUAUUCCAGAUAAUGAGGUCACAGAGGUCCCAGAUGUGAGAAUCAUCACCGAAGUCACAGAGGUCAUGGAAGUCCCAGACAACUCUGAUGUCUCAAAAUUCUCAGAGGUCACAGUGGUUUUUGAAAAUGAUGACAUAAUAAGAGCCAAGCAAGAGGAAAAGGGACAAGUGAAUAAUGUUGUGAAGCCUGGGUGUCUACAAGAUUCAAAAACUAAAAAUGAGUUCAAAGAAUCCUCAAAACAUGUCACCAUCUCAAACGUAACACUGACUUUCGAAGAUGAGAGGUGCUUUCAAACUACCUUGAUUCCAGAAGAAAGUGAAGCAAACAAAUCUAAAGAGAUGAGAGAUACGACUUCUGAGGAAAAGACGACUGAUUUUACAAACACAGCUCUCAAGGCUGUAGAAUCCAGGAACUUGAGAACCGAUUCAAACACUUCAGUCUCCCCCUUUCUCAGAGGAACGGAUGUGAGGAAAGAAAGUAAAACAGAAACAGACAAAGUGGAUGGAGAAGCAUCUAACACAACCUAAAGAUUAAUACAAACUACUAAGCUAAAAAAAAAAAAAAAAUCCCAAGCACAAUUCAGAAAAAGACAACACAAGGAGAAAACAAAGCUGUGUCUUUCAUGCGGCAGAAAUAAAAGUUACUAAUCAUUAAGAA
Molecule: messenger RNA, 1665 nt
Organism: Tupaia belangeri chinensis (Chinese tree shrew)
Lineage: Eukaryota; Metazoa; Chordata; Mammalia; Scandentia; Tupaiidae
Gene: GARIN2
Product: golgi associated RAB2 interactor family member 2
Exons: 9
Coding region: 270-1535 (421 amino acids)
Cellular component (GO): nucleus
Source: RefSeq, a predicted model, not a curated record